This is a messenger RNA of Mercurialis annua (annual mercury), 1309 nucleotides long. RefSeq lists its product as uncharacterized. The record is from RefSeq and is a predicted model, not a curated record. The transcript is spliced from 3 exons. NCBI's taxonomy places the organism in Eukaryota, Viridiplantae, Streptophyta, Magnoliopsida, Malpighiales, Euphorbiaceae. The coding region runs from base 135 to 863 and encodes 242 amino acids.
CAAUCAACUUCCUCUCCAGAUUGUAGUUGGAUCAACGACCAACUUUUAUCUUCUUCAAGCAGCUCACUUCUCAUUCCUUCUCUUUCACUAAACUUCAACUUCUUUAAUGAAAUAUUAAACCAUUUUUUAUAGAGAUGGGUAAUUGUAAUUGUAUUCCUGCCAGAAACACUACUGAAACUUCUAUGAAACUCAAAAGAUCCAUCAAUUCUCAAGAAAAUAGUUUCAAGAUUGAAUUACCCAUCAAGGAUAAUAAUAAAGUCAAUGAUGAUUUUUCCAUGUCAGAACUUAGUUCCAAGCUUCAGUCUUCAUCUCCAACACCUUAUUGCUUGAGUAAUCGAGAGGAAAUGUUUUUCGAUUCGCAGCCAUGGAUGGAUUCUGACAUUGAAGAUUUCCUCAGUGUCAAUGGCGAUUUCACUCCACUGGAUGGAAACACUCCAAUUCACCAUAUCAACUUUAUCAAAACUCCUCAAUUUGAUGAAUUAUCUCCUCAGAUUAGCCUUCCUGUAAAUUCAAAACCCGAAGCCUCUCCGGCUAAAGUGAAGCAACUGAUCGAUUACUUUCAAGAAAGCUUCAAUAGUGAGGUUGUUGGUAACGACAAUGGAGAUUUACAAGACAAGACAGAAGCCAACAUCACAUUCUACGUUUCGUCUUCGAAAUGUAUGAAUCCGAAUGCGUAUGAAUCAAGAAACGGAUCGAUUUGCAGUAGUGAAAGAAUUUCAAAUGGAAAUUUCAGAAGUGAAAAGGCAAUAAAAACAGCAGAUUCUGAUGCUCAGUGCUGCUUACCUAAUUUUGCUAGAAGUUUCAGCUUUUGCGAAAGGAAAAAGAGGUUGAGCUCGGCUCAUAAUGGCGGUCGCGGCCAAUAAGAAAAUACUCGGGUUAAAAAAAUUAUGGUUACCGAGAUAUACGCCUUUUACAGAUUUCUUAUAUUUUGAUUACCAAAUUUUCAAUUUUACAUCAACGAGAGAUUAUUAUAGCAACUUAAGUCAAGAAUUGCUUAUGUGGCAGCGAACACAUUGGAUAAUCACUAAAAAAUUGUUGAUACAUAAGCAAAUUUUUGCUGGAAUUGCUGUAGUCAUCUCCCCUUGAAUGAAAAAUUGAAAAUUCAGUAAUUAAAACGUAACAAAUUUGAUAGUGAUCCUUUAAUAAAAUAACUAUAGUUCAGUAAUCGUAAAAAAAUAUAACCCAAAAAUAUGAUCAGCUUUACUUGUUUUUAAUUGUAUUUAAUGGGGAGUAUCAUGAAGUGGGUGUUACAUAUAAAUGUCUUGUUUCUUAUGAUUGACAAAAAUGAUAUAUAUAUUCCAUUAAAAUA